UCACUUUAGUACUGAAUGCAGAGGUAGUGAAAUGCUGUUACCAAUGUUGUUGUCAUUAUUGUAUGAAUGAAGGGGAGCAGAACUAUGCUUAACCUGUCCCAAAUGAGGGGGUCCACCCUUAGCUGAAAGGACCUUGUUAAGCCAGGAGCUUGAAUGCCAGAGCCCUGUGAAAGUAAGAGAGGUGGGGACAGGUGUCCCAGCCACGAGGUGUGGCCUCUCUCUAAGGGUCCACCGUCUGGUUUAACCUGUUCCUCUCCACUGUUCAAUGACAGAGCUAAACAGGCUUCAUUAGGAACCUCUUUGUUAUGUUAAAGUGCUCAAAUGAGAGCUGAAAUCACCUGACAUGGGGCAAUGUUUCUGCCCAGCCUGCAAAGAGCUGAAAAUUACUAAGAGACUGAACUGCAGCAGUCACAGCAGAUGAGGCAGGUGGCAGCAGAAGGUGGCUGACAGUCAACCGGAGAACAAGUGGGCUGGUGAGGCAGUGAGCAGAAUGUGCAACUGGCAAGGCAACACGUGGCCGGUGAGGAACCACAGCUGGCGGGGCAGCCAGGCGGCAAGGAGCCGCAUCUGGCAGGUUGGCCAGCCAGAGCAAGUGCAAGCAAGGUGCCUUCUUCCCCAGGUGGGAGGUGAACUCACACAGACACAUCUCUAAACCCUGGGCCCUCUCUGACCAAGGAUAACCACUAGGAAUGUCGUCAGACGUCACCAGUGUGGUGCUCUGCUCUGUCCAAUGUUGAUAACAGUCGGCUGAGUGGGUGUGUUCCCUCUAUGUGCUGGCCUGGCUCUGCGCAGAUAGCUGGCACAGCAGACCCCAAGAGAAACCCCAAUGACCACAGAUGCCGAUAAGCACCGUGUGCUAGAUCAAAACGAAACAGGACAUGCUGUCAAUCCACUGAGGAAGUUACACAGCUGCAGCUGCUAGGAGACACAUGUUGAAAGAGACAAGGCCAGCAAGUCAAUGCACCACUGGUGGGAAGACUCUCAGGAAAGACGCCCCUCAAAAUGUUGCAGAGCAACAUGGCUCAAGAUCUCACAGAAAAAGAACUGCUGAAGAUGGAACUUGACCAGCUGAAAAAGGAAGUGAAGAAUGAAAGGGAAAUGGUCUCCAAGACGGGCAAAGAGCUCAAGGAGUAUAUAGAAUCCAUGGCAGCAGACGACCCUCUUUUGAAAGGUGUUCCUGAGGAUAAGAACCCUUUUAAGGAGAAGGGAGGCUGUAUAAUUAGUUGAUCCCCACCACUCACAGACAAACUUCGGACCCUUUUCUCCUACAAAACCAAGACUGUGAGAAUUUUGCUUACCACUGUAGCGUGAUCUUUCCAUUGGGUGGGGCAGCCCUUUUGAAAUGGAGCACAUCUAUGAGAGGAAAAAAGGGGAUAUUGGAGAUGUACUUAAAUUUAGCAGCAAGAAGGCAGCCUUCUUCUCUAGGCCCUCACAGCUGAUUUCCAUUUAAUUUAAUAUACAUACACAUUUGUUGAACUCGCUGCAUUUCUAUCAAUCAACACUUAAAUCAGGCAUUAAGAAAACCCUGAGACUAUAAAGCUUAACUUCAGAUUUGACCUCUCUAGCACAAGGUGGAAGUCAAUUCCACUUGACUUGUUGGGUGACUGUGAGCAAGUCACUUAAUCUCUGUGACAGAGUUUCCCCACCUGUAAAACAGGGAUAAUAAUGCUUGCUCACCUUUGGCAAAGUACGUAGUUUCAAAGGUGCUAAGUAUUAUUAUAACUAUCACGCCCAAGGAUUUUAAGGGACCUGAUAAAUUGACAUAUUUACUCUGUCCACAUUCCAGGCUACCAGUUACUUGGAUGUUGCUCCUUUAUUCAUUACAUUAUUUGGGGAGAGACCCCCCAACCCCACCCCAUCUGCAUCCAGCAAUGCGCUCAGAGCACUAUGCAAGAACAAAUAUUUAAUACAGAUGUAAUUUAACCAUUUAAAA
This is a messenger RNA of Dermochelys coriacea (leatherback sea turtle), 1933 nucleotides long. It is a transcript of the gene GNGT2, whose product is annotated as G protein subunit gamma transducin 2. The transcript is spliced from 5 exons. Gene Ontology annotation, cellular component: heterotrimeric G-protein complex. The record is from RefSeq and is a predicted model, not a curated record. Gene Ontology annotation, molecular function: G-protein beta-subunit binding. Lineage: Eukaryota; Metazoa; Chordata; Testudines; Dermochelyidae. Bases 1003 to 1227 code for a protein of 74 amino acids. Gene Ontology annotation, biological process: G protein-coupled receptor signaling pathway.